GGACUUCAGCGCCACGUGGCCCAUCAGCCCGCAGGAGGACAGACCAGGCACUGUAUAAAAGUCCCCCACCUUGCUAUGCUCCACAAUCCACAUCCUUGGUUGAAUCUUGUUGAAGAUCAGGCUCUACAAAUCACCUUAGUAUGUCCUUCAGUGACCAGCAGUACAAGCAGCCAUGUGCGCCCCCAUCAUGUCUUCAAAAGACCCAAGAGCAGUGUCAGGCACAGGCUAAGGAUGUGUGCCUCCCCCAACAGCAGGACCCUUGCCAAGAGAAGGGCCUAGGACAAGCUCAAGAGGUAUGUGUGUCUCAGUGCCCGGAGUUAACCCAAGAAAACUGCCCACAGCGAGUCCAAGAUCCAUGCCAAGACCAAUGUCUGCCUCAGUGUAUGGAGCCAUGCCAGGAGCUAGCCCAGGCAAAAUGUGUGGAGAUGAGCCCACAGAAAGUCCAGGAGAAGUGUUCGCCCACUGGCAAGGGGAAGUAGCUGCUGAUAUGCCACCCGGAGUCAAGAACAUGGCCAAUGGAUGAAAACCCAAUCCCAUCCCCAACUCUGGUGACCUUUUCCUCUGUGUACAAUGUACCUUCUUGCCUCUUGGCUUCCUCAGUACUCCAGGACUUGGUUUCUGAAGACAGUUUUCUAUGUAUUUUAUCAACCUCUGUGAAUAAGCAUUGUUCUCAGCAGCCUGCUGGAAGAUCUCAAAUGUAGGAAUGGUGUGGUUAUGAAGGAGACCACCAAAGCCUAACACAGGGCCCUUGGGGCAAAAUUUCACCCAGCCCUUGGUGUAUAAUGAUGAAAGGUGACUUGAUUAUCUUUUAGAAUGUCGGGGUCUCAUUCAAGCCUCACAACAAUCUGACUCUGAUGGACUUUGUGUUUAUCCUCACUGCUACAACCAUGAGUGUUAAGAAGAGGUUGGCUAUGGUGCAAAAAUCAAAACUUGGGUACUUUUUUCUCUGCCCCUAACAGAAACAAUGAUUGGACACAGUAAUGUUGGGUAUGCUUUUCAGAAAUGAAACAAAAUUAUAUAAAUGAUUAGGUUCAAACAGCCAACAAGGAAAUACAAGACGGGAUGUUUGGGUCUCUGUCGAUCUUUGUACUUCAUAGCUGGUCUGUUUGAGGCCCUUCAUUUUUAUCAUGUACACUCUGCAGAGAUGUGAUUUAUGGCUCUGUGAUACAGGCUGGUCUGUUCUCCAGCUUCCUCACCUUAUUCUCCCAGGUGAAGGUAAAAUACAUAAUAAAGCUGAUGCUAAGGCUGA
This is a messenger RNA of Chinchilla lanigera (long-tailed chinchilla), 1249 nucleotides long. RefSeq names its product proline rich 9 (gene Prr9). The record is from RefSeq and is a predicted model, not a curated record. The coding region runs from base 141 to 479 and encodes 112 amino acids. NCBI's taxonomy places the organism in Eukaryota, Metazoa, Chordata, Mammalia, Rodentia, Chinchillidae. The transcript is spliced from 2 exons.